Molecule: messenger RNA, 1951 nt
Organism: Ictalurus punctatus (channel catfish)
Lineage: Eukaryota; Metazoa; Chordata; Actinopteri; Siluriformes; Ictaluridae
Gene: mat2ab
Product: methionine adenosyltransferase II, alpha b
Exons: 9
Coding region: 125-1312 (395 amino acids)
Biological process (GO): S-adenosylmethionine biosynthetic process
Cellular component (GO): cytosol; methionine adenosyltransferase complex
Molecular function (GO): methionine adenosyltransferase activity; ATP binding
Source: RefSeq, a predicted model, not a curated record
GGACGGCAUGACGUCAGGAGAGAACGGGGCAGAAGCUUUGUGGUGUGAGCACGCGGGGCUGCACGAGGCGGUGAUCAUCUGAAAGCACGAGCCGUUCGCACAGCAGAAAUUCUGAAGCCCAGACAUGAACGGAGAAAUGAACGGUUUCCACAACGGCUUCAUUGAUGAAGACUGCUUUUUAUUCACCUCCGAGUCGGUGGGAGAGGGACAUCCGGACAAGAUCUGUGACCAGAUUAGUGACGCUGUUCUUGAUGCCCAUCUUAAGCAAGACCCAUGUGCCAAAGUGGCUUGUGAAACGGUAGCCAAGACUGGAAUGGUCCUGCUGGCUGGAGAGGUGACGUCUCGUGCCACCGUGGACUACCAGAAGAUUGUCCGCGACACUAUCAAACACAUCGGCUAUGACGACUCCUCAAAAGGCUUUGAUUAUAAGACCUGCAACGUGUUAGUGGCUUUGGAGCAGCAGUCUCCGGACAUUGCCCAGGGAGUUCACUUGGACCGUAACGAGGAGGACGUUGGCGCAGGGGAUCAGGGUCUGAUGUUUGGCUAUGCCACGGAUGAAACGGAAGAGUGCAUGCCCCUCACCAUCAUCCUGGCCCAUAAGCUCAACGCCAAAAUGGCUGAACUGCGUCGCAGCGGAGUCCUGCCCUGGCUUCGACCGGACUCCAAGACCCAGGUGACUGUGCAGUAUAGGCAGGACCACGGGGCCAUGCUGCCAGUGCGUGUGCACACGAUCGUCAUCUCUGUGCAGCACGACGAUGACAUCUGCCUGGACGAAAUGCGUGACGCCCUGAAGGAGAAGGUGGUGAAAGCGGUAGUGCCAUGCAGUUACCUGGACGACGACACCAUUUACCACCUGCAGCCGAGCGGACGCUUCGUCAUCGGGGGACCUCAGGGCGAUGCUGGAUUAACCGGUCGUAAGAUUAUUGUAGACACGUACGGAGGUUGGGGUGCCCACGGUGGCGGUGCUUUCUCUGGGAAAGAUUACACUAAAGUCGACCGCUCCGCUGCCUACGCGGCCCGCUGGGUGGCCAAGUCUCUGGUCAAAGCUGAACUCUGCAGACGUGUACUUGUACAGGUUUCCUAUGCAAUCGGAGUGGCUCAUCCUCUGUCCAUCUCUAUUUUCCACUAUGGCACGUCGAAGAAGAGCGAGCGGGAACUGCUAGAGAUUGUCAAGAAGAACUUUGACCUUCGUCCAGGGGUCAUUGUGAGGGAACUGCAGCUCAAGAGGCCCAUUUAUCAGAAGACGGCUGCGUACGGCCACUUCGGCCGCGACUCGUUCCCGUGGGAGAUUCCUAAAAAGCUGCAGUACUAAUCUGCUAUCAAACUCGCCUCCCUCCUCAAGGUCUGCUGACGUAAGCUACAGAGAAGUCUGCAUGGCCAUAAAGGAGGAGGUGGGGAGGGGGGGGGGGCAUGCUCCAUACUACAGAUUUUAUUCACACAUCCAUUUAGAUUGUAUUUAAUAACCAAUGAAGAGUUCAACGGUUUCAACUACGUGCAAAGCAACAGAAACGAUAAAGAGUUCUCUUUAUAAACAUAACGUUUGUUUUGAGUCAUGAACUAUUCAAGAUCAUAUAUUUGAUCAGAUUGUGCUCUGAUUUUAUGCAUUAUUUGGUUACUCCUCUCCAUUACAUGCAAGCUAUUUCUGGUUGUUUAAACGUGUACUACACAAAAAACAACACUACAAACCAUGGUGCUAUAAGAUGUAAGAUAAAAACUCCAGUACCAGCUUUUUUUUUAAAGGCCUUUUCUCGAUCGUGUUUACCGUCACCUUACUUCGCCUGGUUGAGAUUAGUGUUUUUAAAUGGCGCUAGUGUUUUACAGAGAAACUAGCUUUGCUUACAUGCAGUCUCUCUCAAUCUCUCCUGUCCCCGAGACUUUUUACUCCAUACUGUUAUUUUAACAUUUCCGUUUAUUUAUAGCAAUUAACAAUAAAAUAUUUUGCAUCCUCCCA